AAUACAAAAAAGAAAACAUCUAAACAAGGAUGAUGGUGUCACUCUGUCAAAAACAAAAGAUCCCCUCGAAUCCGCGGAUCUCCCCAACAGGCCACACCCAAAAAUAGAAAUAACCAGAAUAACCCGUCGGACUCUUCUCUCCUCAGUCGUGCUUUCCUCUCCAAUCUUUCCCCUCAAUCACAAUUCACCCUCCCAAAGAUCUGGGCUUCUCUCUCUUUGAUCGUGACAUCGCAAUCGCUACCACAAAAUUUGAGCUUCACCAAUCGCUGCCGAACUAACACAAAGAUUUCCAUAGCUUCUGUUUGCAUUUGGUGAUGACUACUCUAUCAUCCCCAACGAGUUCAACUGUCUCACCAUCUCGAGGGACACUUCCACCAGCAGCCUAUGGGACAUAUGAAUCCCCCAUGAUCGGGGCCUCUCAUUCUGGCCAUUCUGAACCAGAGAUCAGUGACAAUGAUGAUACAGAGCUACACUCUGUGUCAUGGAAUCAGGAUUACAGUUGCUUUGCUGCUGGCACUAGCCGUGGCUUUCGUGUAUAUAACUGUGAUCCUUUCAAAGAGACUUUCAGACGUGAUCUGAAAAGUGGUGGGUUUGGAAUAGUAGAGAUGUUGUUCCGAUGCAACAUUUUAGCACUUGUCGGUGCCAGGACUAACGCCCAAUACCCACCUAAUAAAGUUAUUAUAUGGGAUGAUCAUCAGAGCCGAUGCAUUGGUGAAUUUUCAUUUAGGUCUGACGUUUGUGCAGUGAAACUAAGACGGGAUUGUAUUGUUGUAGUCCUUGAGCACAAGAUAUAUGUCUACAACUUUAUGGAUCUGAAGCUUCUUCAUCAGAUAGAAACUGUGGGCAAUCCCAGGGGACUUUGCUGCCUCUCACACCAUUUAAAUACAUCUGUAUUGGCUUGCCCAGGCGUUCGAAGAGGACAGGUCCGGGCUGAGCAUUUUGGCUUGAAUAUGACAAAGUUGAUCAAGGCGCAUGAUUCUCAGAUAGCAUGUUUAACCUUGACUAUGGAUGGGCUGCUUCUUGCAACAGCAAGCACUCGGGGAACUUUGAUAAGACUCUUCAACACCAUGGAUGGAACUCAGUUGCAAGAGGUGCGUAGAGGGGUUGACAAAGCAGAUAUCUAUAGUAUUGCACUAUCACCAAAUGUGCAGUGGUUGGCCGUCUCUAGCGACAAAGGUACCAUCCAUGUGUACAGCCUAAGAGUACGUGUUGUUGGCGAGGAUGCUGCAGCUGAUUCUGCUGUUAGAACUCCAACAUUAUUGUGUCAAAAUUCAUCAAAUUCUCUUGAUGCACUUAUUUCUCCAAGUACUGGAGCCAACCCUGGUUCAUCAUUGUCUUUUAUGAAAGGAGUUCUGCCAAAAUACUUUAGCUCUGAAUGGUCAUUUGCUCAGUUUCACUUGCCAGAAUGUACCCAGUACAUUGUUGCGUUUGGUUCUCAGAACACUGUUGUUACUGCUGGCACUGAUGGAAGUUUCUAUAGGUGCAGCUUUGAUCCUGUGAAUGGAGGAGAAAUGGUACAGCAGGAAUAUGUCCGCUUUCUGAAAACAGAGAGUAGGCAGAGAUAGUUCUGUUUCUAAAAGUACUUUCCCUGUAAAUAAAUCUCAGAUUUACUCUCAUGUGAAAUUGAAAAGAAGGGAGAAAUGCUAGUAAAUAAUAAGUUAUGUUUGCUGAUUAAUGUGUAUAUAAUGGCUCUUGCGGCUCUCUCUAUAUAAAAUUUUCAGAUUAUCUGCUGUAUUGUUUAUACUAAUGUAAUUUAUUCUGUACGAAUACAUGGAACUUUUGCACCGUCUCUGUAUAUAAGCGAUUGCUUUCCUUUUA
Nicotiana tabacum (common tobacco) is the source of this 1818-nucleotide messenger RNA. Its product is annotated as autophagy-related protein 18d-like. The record is from RefSeq and is a predicted model, not a curated record. NCBI's taxonomy places the organism in Eukaryota, Viridiplantae, Streptophyta, Magnoliopsida, Solanales, Solanaceae. Gene Ontology annotation, molecular function: protein binding.